Molecule: messenger RNA, 1696 nt
Organism: Lotus japonicus
Lineage: Eukaryota; Viridiplantae; Streptophyta; Magnoliopsida; Fabales; Fabaceae
Product: glutamine synthetase leaf isozyme, chloroplastic
Exons: 14
Coding region: 189-1481 (430 amino acids)
Cellular component (GO): cytoplasm
Molecular function (GO): glutamine synthetase activity
Source: RefSeq, a predicted model, not a curated record
UACAAAAGCCAAUAGAUUUCUUUCAGUCUUUGCCCAUCAACCCAUAUCUAUCUCACACGAGUCUCUCCUACUACUAUUCUUCACACUCUGCCUCAGGGUCUCUGACUCAUACACGGGGCGCAUUUUCACUUGAACUUAGUUCAAGUUUGCAUCUUUAGCCAUUUUUCCACUCUCUACUGGAGCAGAACAUGGCACAGAUUUUGGCACCCUCGACGCAAUGGCAGACGAGAAUCACCAAAACCUCUCCCAAUGCAAGUCCCAUUACAUCAAACAUGUGGAGUUCUUUAUUGUGGAAACAAAACAAGAAAGUUGCACGUGCUUCUAAGUUUAGAGUACUGGCAAUCAAGUCUGAUGGUAGCACCAUCAACAGGCUAGAGGGUCUGCUUAAUUUGGAUGUCACUCCAUACACUGAUAAGUUCAUUGCUGAGUACAUCUGGAUUGGGGGGACUGGUGUCGAUGUUCGCAGUAAAUCAAGAACUAUAUCGAAGCCUGUUUCACAUCCCUCUGAGCUCCCUAAAUGGAACUAUGAUGGAUCUAGCACUGGGCAGGCACCGGGCGAUGAUAGUGAAGUAAUUCUAUAUCCUCAAGCAAUUUUCAGAGAUCCUUUCCGUGGUGGUAACAAUAUUUUGGUUAUUUGCGAUGCUUACACACCACAAGGUGAGCCUAUCCCUACAAACAAGCGGCACAGAGCUGCUGAAAUCUUCAGUAACCCAAAGGUUCAAGCUGAAAUUCCAUGGUAUGGAAUAGAACAAGAGUACACCCUACUUCAAACGGAUGUGAAGUGGCCUUUGGGAUGGCCUGUUGGCGGCUAUCCUGGUCCUCAGGGUCCCUAUUACUGUGCUGCCGGGGCUGAUAAGUCAUUCGGACGUGAUAUAUCUGAUGCUCAUUACAAGGCUUGCUUGUAUGCUGGAAUCAACAUCAGUGGCACCAAUGGGGAGGUUAUGCCUGGGCAGUGGGAGUAUCAAGUUGGUCCUAGUGUAGGUAUUGAAGCUGGUGAUCAUAUCUGGGCUUCAAGGUACCUCCUUGAGAGAAUCACUGAACAAGCUGGUGUUGUCCUCACUCUUGAUCCAAAACCAAUUGAGGGUGACUGGAACGGUGCCGGAGCCCACACCAAUUACAGCACAAAGAGCAUGAGGGAAGAGGGAGGCUUUGAGGUAAUCAAGAAGGCAAUUUUGAAUCUAUCCCUUCGCCACCAGGACCAUAUUCGUGCUUAUGGAGAAGGAAAUGAGAGACGAUUGACGGGAAAGCAUGAAACAGCCGACAUUAACACAUUUUCUUGGGGAGUGGCUAACCGGGGUUGCUCAAUCCGUGUGGGAAGAGACACAGAGAAGGAAGGAAAAGGUUACUUGGAAGACAGGCGCCCUGCUUCAAACAUGGAUCCAUAUGUUGUGACAGCAUUGCUGGCAGAGACUACCUUGUUGUGGGAACCAACUCUAGAGGCUGAAGCUCUUGCAGCUCAGAAGAUACAAUUGAAGGUCUAAAUCUAUUGAUUGAUGGCAUUCUUGAUGGAGAGCACGUACACUUUCCUUUUAGAUUAUCUACAUUCUGAAGAUCUUGUUUGGACAAAAGAGGCUCCUAUGCCCAGUUAUUGAUUGUCAAAUGAAAUGUGCACUGUAUAUCAUAAAUUCUGUUGGUUAUGUUUGCAUCUGGACAAACAUUGAUGCUUGGUUAUAUUUCAGUGUUCCUUCGGAUUUGA